GAGGAGGUGUGUCCCAACCCGCAGCCCGUAGCCGUGGUGGGGGGAAAUCUUCCCGCCAAAACCUGAGGCAAAACUGCCGUUGGAAGGAAGGGGGGAGGGAAGGAGGGAACUAUAGGCAGCGCUAAAAAAGAAGACUUGGGCCCGGCCGAGAGGGGGAGUGGCCAAGCCUGCGGCCCGCCCCGCAGCAGCGGUGGGCGGGGACUAACUUUGCCGCCUAACCAAUCGGCACACAGCUUGUCGAUUGCCGGUCGCCGAGGGAUUGGACCGUUCCCCGCGGAGAGGCGGGGCUGAGCCUUGUGAAGAGUUGCACCGCCUUCUGGGGGAGGGGCCAGUUUCAAGCAACUCCCCGAGGGGGGUUCGCCCCGCCCACUAGAGGGCGCUGAGAGGGGGGGGACCAUGAAGCUGGUGCGCCUGCUCUGUCGCCACAAGACCCUGCUGGGGGGGCUGUCCCUCUUUGGGAUGGUGCUGCUCUACCUGGCUAAGUGCACCUCGGAGGGCCUCAAGUCCUCCCCGGGGUGGGGGCUGCCCCACCAGCAGCAGCCCCCCGCCCGGGGAGGGGCCCUGGGUGGCCCUCACCCCCCUGCGGCGGCCCCUCCGCCCCCUCCGGAGGAGGCCACCUUCCUGGCCGUGCUGGUGGUCAGCGGCCCCAAGUACACCGAGCGGCGGAGCAUCAUCCGAAGCACCUGGCUCUCGGUGGCCGGACGCGUGCCCCGCAGCGACCUGUGGUGCCGCUUCGUGGUGGGCACCGGCGGGCUGACCGGAGAGGAGCUGCACAGCCUGGAGUUGGAGCAGAGCCGCCACCACGACCUCCUCCUCCUUCCCGACCUGCGGGAUUCCUACGAGAACCUGACGGCCAAAAUCUUGGCUAUGUACGUCUGGCUGGACCAGCACCUGGACUUCCGCUUCGUCCUGAAGGCCGACGACGACACCUUCGUCCGCCUGGACGUCCUGGCGGAAGAGCUGCGGUCCAAGGAGCCGCGUCGCCUCUACUGGGGCUUCUUUUCGGGCCGCGGGCGCGUGAAGUCAGGCGGCAAGUGGAAAGAAAACGCCUGGCUCCUGUGCGACUACUACCUGCCUUACGCCCUGGGCGGUGGCUACGUCAUCUCGUCCGACCUGGUGCGUUACCUGCGCCUGAGCCAAGACUAUCUCAACCUCUGGCAGAGCGAGGACGUCUCCUUGGGGGCCUGGCUGGCUCCCGUGGAUGUCAAGAGGAUUCACGACCCUCGCUUUGACACCGAGUACAAAUCACGCGGUUGCAACAAUAAGUACGUGGUGACGCAUAAGCAGAGUCUGGAGGACAUGCUGGAGAAGCAUCAGACUCUGGCCAAAGAAGGGAAGCUUUGCAAGGAGGAGGUGAAACUCCGACUCUCGUACGUGUACGACUGGAACGUGCCUCCUUCCCAAUGCUGCCAGAGGAAAGAUGGCAUACCCUGAAAUCCUUGGCCUGGAAGGGAGGAAGGGAAGCCGAACUAGGAGGGCGGGCUUCAAGGGACGGACAGGUGUCAUGUUCAAAUUUCUUCCCUGUGCAGAACUUUCACCCAGUAUGCCUAAUUGUACUUCAUCGGUUUUAAACUUUCAGAGUCAUCCUAUUUUCAUUUGACUUAACAAAAAGUUACAGAAGAACACAGAGCCUUCUGCGUUUCCCCAAAACUUAGGACCAUAAAUUAUACAUUCAUAAAGGGGACAGCGCUCUGUGAAAUGUUUAAAAAAACAGUGUUCCAAAACAACUGUGUUAAGUGACACAGCCAUUCUCCAUGACAAUACAUUUUGGGCAAAUGCCAGUACUGGCGACCGUUUCUUCCCUAUCCCUGACUUCAAAAGGAUGUAGAUUCUCCACCCCCAGCCCCCAAGGCUGUUGAUGCGUUAAAAGUGUCCCGUAUCAGGAUUCAGACAAGAACCCCAGUGGAAUUAUAUAUUCAGGUACUGCCAAUCAUUGUCGUUUCUGAACUGAAAUUGCGACUUCCGUCGGAGAUUCACACACUAACAUUUUUUUAAAAAAAUGGAACAUCCUGGGCUUGAUGCUUCUGUUUCACUUGGGAUAAUUUCUCGAAUGUCCGUUAUUACAACAUCUUCCACUUCCUGAUUGCUGUCGUCUGCUCUUUGAAUCAUCUUUUUCCCUUUACUCAAAAUGGGGAUGUUUUAAUCUAAGAACAACAUUUCAGGGUGAUCCACGUGAUCGGAUGCUGGAACUAUCAUUAUGACCUAUUGGAUGGCUGGGGAAGAUCAGCUGUUUUUAAGAGGUUGCUUAAUUGUUGAAGAAGACAGCUUCAUUUUGACUGAAAAAGCCACACUGCUUCGUCCCUGAGGGAAUUGGAUGUUUUUUUUUAAAUUGUGGCAGUUGCUUUUUUUCAAAUAUACUGUUGAUGAUUAAAACAGGAUCAUGUCCUUUUCUUAGGGACCAGUAUCAGAGCUAUAACUCUAGAUUAUGAUGAGCCGAAACGGGAGAUGGCUAAAUUGGAUGCCUUCCUUGAUCAAUUUCUUUAUUUGAAGAGAACUAUUUGAGAGCAAAUAGGUUGCAAAUAACAAUCUCAUUUGCACGCCCUGGUUCUUUGCAGCAGGCCUAGUUUUGACAAGUAGGGCUUAAUUUACCCAGAGUUUAUGUGUUGUCGCUGCCUUUCUGGUGAUGAUAGUGCAUAGCCUUCAGUCAAAAUCACCUCGAAAACCUUUAUUGUGGCCAUAGAUGCCCACAGUGUUAAAGAAUUCUGGACCAAAGGAUUUUUGGAAAGAUCUUAUUAUAGAUGGAUGGAAUUGUUUCUUUUUAGGGAUGAAUUGUGCCCAAUUGGAUGGAGGGACUCAUAAUUUUUAUAUUGUUGGGGGGGGGGGAUCCGUUAACCAUGUUUGUUUUUCCUGGCUCUAAAUAUUUACAUUUUUCCAUAGAUAUUUGAACUGUUUCCCCCAUGCCCCCCACCCCGGAAAGCUUAAAGGAACCUUAGGGCUUAAUCUGCUUUUCAUUCAGAAAGAAUUCAUGGCAGAGAAUCUGUGAUACAUAUCUAUUUAAUGUUAGAGAAAAUUAUGAUCCAAUCAUGCUUUAAGGAAAGAGUUGCUGAAUUACAUUUUUAUUUAUUUUUUCCAUGCCGGUUCUAUUGAGACUGACUGUAAUUUGCUUUGUCUGAGAUUACUUUAGGCCCAACAGUAGCUGAUACUUUGCUACGGGAGCAAAAUUAGUUUGUUUUAACGAUGGACUUUUGGCCAUGUUCGGCAGCUCAUCAGUUGUCCAAGCUUCCUUCCUUUGAGAAAUUAGUUACCAUAAACAACUGAAAAUAUUUGCUCCUUCCAAGGGGAGUUAGUAUUGUAUGUAAAAUUAUGUGCUUAUAAUUAUAGUGAUAAUUUAUUUAUAAAUACUGUAAAUGUCCUGUGUAUAGUUUCAGGCUUGAGGAAAAUGGUUGAAUGUCAUAGUAUAAUUUUAAUUUAUUAAAGGAAUGUGUUGGAA
This is a messenger RNA of Ahaetulla prasina, 3430 nucleotides long. RefSeq names its product beta-1,3-galactosyltransferase 6 (gene B3GALT6). Gene Ontology annotation, biological process: glycosaminoglycan biosynthetic process. Gene Ontology annotation, cellular component: membrane. The transcript has a single exon. Gene Ontology annotation, molecular function: UDP-galactosyltransferase activity. The record is from RefSeq and is a predicted model, not a curated record. Lineage: Eukaryota; Metazoa; Chordata; Lepidosauria; Squamata; Colubridae. The coding region runs from base 397 to 1434 and encodes 345 amino acids.